GUUAGUGCCCUCAUGAGCGCGCCCAUGCUCACAGAGCAGCUGGCCACCGCCUCGCACUGCGCUGCGCUUCAGCUCGCAGGGACUAUGUAGACCUGCUCACACUGAUGACACUAUGAUGGCUACUCGCCGCAUGCACGCGCUGACAUAACACUAUUCAUACCGACAGCUAUGAAUCAUGCAUCUGACGCUUCUCUUCAUUUUGGUCGUGAGCAUCCUUGUUUCCGGCUCGCAGUCGUCUGAAAGGACCCCGUCGCACGUGGAGAAUGAGUCUGUUGGGGAAGCUGUUUCAGUGCGGGUGGAGCAGGACGCCACUGCACCACCUUCCACACACAAUGGGAGCACCCAGGAGGCCGAACACACCAUCACAUACCCAUCUCGCCUCAUUUACUACCUGAACGAGGAAUCUGAGAGCACUUACCAUAACCUGAACACUCAGGCCAAGAUCCCGGGCCAGCAGGGCCAGGUAGUCCAUUUGGCUCAGGCCAGUUUUCAGCUUGAGGCUUUUGGAUCCAGAUUCAUACUAGACCUCAGAUUAAACAAUGACCUACUAUCCUCCGAUUAUGUGGAGAUUCACUAUGAGGAGGGAAAACCCAUCAUGUCUAAGGGUGGAGAGCACUGUUAUUACCGUGGGCAGGUGAGAGGGAAUGAGGUGUCUCGUGUAGCCCUAUCAACCUGUGAUGGCUUGCAGGGCACGUUUGAUGAUGGCGUUUAUGUGUAUUUUAUUGAACCUUUGAAACACUCGAUUGAUGGAGCGGCUAGACCUCACAGACUGCACAGGACGCCCAGCUUUCUAAGCUCUCAAGACCCCAAGGAUGCAGAUGAGGAGGGCCAGCUGGAUGACAUGGCCUGGCUGCGGCGCAGGAAAAAGCGUGCAAUGCCAAGGAAUGUGUUUGAGGAGAUGAAGUAUAUUGAGCUGAUGAUUGUCAGCGACCACAAUAUGUUCAAAAGACAGAAGACCAAGCAGCAAACACGUAACUUUGCAAAGUCUGUGGUCAAUCUGGUGGAUGCAGUCUUUACAGAACAAUUAAACACACGUGUGGUCCUGGUUGCUAUGGAAAUAUGGACAGAUAAGGACCAUAUUCCAAUCAGUGUGAUGCCACUGGACAUGCUGCGAGACUUCUCCAAAUACCGACAGCAGCACAUAAGACAGCAUGCAGAUGCAGUGCACCUGUUCUCUAAUGUGACGUUUCACUACCGUCAGAGCAGCGCUGCAUUCUUCGGAGGCAUGUGUUCCCUCAGUCGUGGAGUUGGAGUGAACGAGUAUGGGUCUGCAUGGACUGUGGCUGUAUCACUGUCCCAGAGUCUGGCUCAGAACUUAGGCAUUCAGUGGGAUCCUGCAUCCAGCAAGAAUAAGGAGUGUGGCUGUGUUGACUCAUGGGUGGGUUGCAUCAUGGAGGACACAGGAGUGCAGCACCCACGAAGGUUUUCUAAGUGUAGUAUUUCAGACUAUAAAGAGUUUCUUCUGAAAGGUGGAGGAUCAUGCCUCUUCAACAGGCCCAACAAGCUGGUCGAGCCGACAGAGUGUGGGAAUGGCUACGUGGAGGUGGGAGAGGAGUGUGACUGCGGUGUAAGAGCUGAAUGCUAUAAGGAAUGCUGCAAGAAGUGUUCUUUGUCAAACGGAGCACACUGUAGUGAUGGGCCUUGUUGUAACAGCACCUGUCUGUUUUACCCAAGAGGCUUCAGCUGUCGCUAUGCAGUGAAUGACUGUGAUAUUUCCGAGACCUGCUCAGGAGACUCUGGACAGUGCCCUCCUAACCUCCACAAACAGGAUGGCUCAUUAUGCCAUCUUGACCAGGGACGCUGCUAUAGUGGAGAGUGUAAGACCAGGGAAAACCAAUGCAAAUAUGUGUGGGGUCCAAAGUCUGGGGGGUCGGAGAAGUUCUGCUAUGAGAAGUUGAACACAGAAGGAUCUGAGAAAGGGAACUGUGGGGAAGAUGGAGACAAAUGGAUCCAGUGCGGAAAGCAUGAUGUGUUCUGUGGGUAUCUGCUGUGCACUAAUGUUGGCCCAGUGCCCCGCAUUGGAAGAAUAAAGGGAGAGAUUACGCCCACAUCCUUUAACCACCAGGGCCGACUGAUUGAAUGCAGUGGCGGUCAUGUGUUAUUGGAUGAUGACACUGAUCUGGGUUACGUGGAGGAUGGGACGCCAUGUGGGCCGUCCAUGAUGUGCCUUGACCGUAAGUGUCUGCCCAUCCAAUUCCUCAACAUGAGUGCCUGUCCUACCGGGCCCAAUGGCCGCAUCUGCUCAAACCAUGGGGUUUGCAAUAAUGAGGCGACAUGUACGUGUGAUGUGACAUGGGCAGGGACUGACUGCAGCAUUCCUGACCCUCCUAAAGAGCCCGCUUCCAGUGAAGAUGAAGAACCACGGGGACCUAGUGCCACCAACCUGAUCAUUGGCUCCAUCGCUGGAGCCAUCCUGGUGGCAGCCAUAGUGCUGGGAGGGACAGGCUGGGGCUUUAAAAACGUCAAAAAGCGAAGGUACGACCCAAAUGCAGCCGCCAUCUAGUGGAGAAAAUGGACGGUGAUCCUCCAAAGCUUCUUAAGUAAUCUACAGCUGGACUACAAUUUUUGCUGCUCUUUCUGACAUUAGUUAUAAAAUAUAAUAUAAAAUAAAAUGAUAUACAGUAGAUAACAAACCACAUAUUAGUUAUGUAGAACUGCAGCUUCUCAGCUCUGCCCUAUUUCAAAUCCCAAGCUCACUGAGAUGGUUUUAUUGCCAGGCCUCAUCUUUCAUAAUGACCAAUCCCACUUUCAACUCAUCACACCACAGAGCACCAGCUACUCUGACACCCUGGCCAAAGGGCUGCAUGGCUACCUAUGCUUACUGAUACUUGACAGAACAGAACAGUAAUCCCUCUGAAAGGGAAAGGAGAAAAUGCCCUUUCACACCUAUAGGAGAACAAAUAUGCCAUUGCUCUGGUACUACAUCAGUGUGAAAGGGUGAGUUCUGCUCUCUGAACUGCAGUUACUCUGGGACAGAUUGUAAAUCACCACAGACUGCAACUUCCUCAGUGGUAUAUUACAUCAAGUUGAACCCAGCUGCACAUAGGCCUUAACAUAUUACACAUAUCACAUAGAGAUGUGGAGUAGUCUGGACUCUGCACAGGCAGAGAAUGAGUUAAGGUGCUGAUCUGUAAGAUCAUUUUACACUGACUGUUUCAGCAUUAUGUUUUGCUUCUGAUAGAGCAUGUUGUAUAGUAGACAUAGUUUGAAACAGUCUUACAACCAUUUUUGCUCAUUCACGUUCAACACAAGUAUAUAACUAUAGUUUUAAAUCUUCUCAGAUUAAGAUGUGUUGUAUACAAGUAUAUAUCAGGUGAGGGAUUGCUGAGGGAAUCAGACUAGAUAAGCCAAUAAGAUACUGCUUGAAGUUGUUGAGUUUGAUCUUGACAGUGACUUAAAGCCAAAGAAAUAUUUGCAGGCUUUUGGAUGUCUAAUGGAGAACACCUUUCCCCUUGUAACAUGUAGGAUUAGACAUGGAGGUGGCUUCCAAUUAAACACAGAAAAAAAAAAUAAAAUCACUGACAGUUUGCCAUAUCACAUUCUGGGGAGAUGUCAAGUAACAGUAAGUCAAAAAAUGACUUAUAUACAGUAUAAGCUUGAAGAUGUUUCAUCACUUAUCCAUUUCUGAACUGAUUCAGUUGGUCUAAACUGCUGAAGCCAUCCUGAGUAGAGAAAACUUCUUCAAAAUUACACUGCAAGUCCUGUCACUUUGACUUACUGGUGCUAAACAAUUUGGGGCCCUGGAAGAUUGAAAACCUUCAUGGACAUCCUGGGGGUAAUGUGUAAUCACACAAACACAUACAUGUUUAAUUUUGACCUUAGAUAAGGUCUUGUACCAAUUGUACACUUCAUUUAGCUCUCUCUGCUAAGCUUGUAGGGUGCAAUUGCUUUGCUGCAUGCAUUCACAAUAGUUGACUUAUUACUAUAUAAAGCAGUCCCCAAACCAAUAAGAGACUUAUGCUACAGAAGGAUACGUGUGCAUGUCAGCUACAGAACAUCUAACUUUUAUUUACUAUGCAAAAAAAAAAAAAAAAGAAAUUGCACAACCUCAAAGAGUUGAUGGAUGUGAAUAAUCUCAAUGCCAUUAUAUACAAAACCAAGAUUGCCAGUAAGGCCAUCUUCUUUCUUUCUUUCUUUUUUUCUUUUUUUAAUAUUAGCCAAACUAUUAAAUGUAUUGUUGUGCUUCAUACUAAAGAAGAAUGGUUGACAGAAUUCAUGUGGGUAUUGAAUGAAUGUAUUUUAAUUUUAUGGGAGUGAAUGUAUUGUGUCGGGUUUCGAAUAAAUCCGGUAAUUAUGUCCUUGUCUGAUAUUUCAGGUGAGGUUUUAAGAUUUCACUUUUUAAAAAUGUAAUGCUUUAUUUUUCAUUAAUUACUGAAUAGUCUUCUGUUGUGAGCAGAGGACACACACUCUUACCAACUUUACUCACAGUACAUGUACAGAAGUUCAAUCAAAUAAAAAAAAAAAGAUCAAUAAACUUACGUUUUAAAUUUCAA
This is a messenger RNA of Pangasianodon hypophthalmus (striped catfish), 4493 nucleotides long. RefSeq names its product disintegrin and metalloproteinase domain-containing protein 23 (gene adam23b). Lineage: Eukaryota; Metazoa; Chordata; Actinopteri; Siluriformes; Pangasiidae. The record is from RefSeq and is a predicted model, not a curated record. Gene Ontology annotation, cellular component: presynaptic membrane. The coding region runs from base 176 to 2503 and encodes 775 amino acids. Gene Ontology annotation, biological process: proteolysis. Gene Ontology annotation, molecular function: metalloendopeptidase activity. The transcript has 26 exons.